Messenger RNA from Papilio xuthus (Asian swallowtail), 4454 nucleotides. It is a transcript of the gene Afti, whose product is annotated as aftiphilin. NCBI's taxonomy places the organism in Eukaryota, Metazoa, Arthropoda, Insecta, Lepidoptera, Papilionidae. The record is from RefSeq and is a predicted model, not a curated record. Gene Ontology annotation, cellular component: AP-1 adaptor complex; trans-Golgi network membrane. Gene Ontology annotation, biological process: intracellular transport. The transcript is spliced from 5 exons. Gene Ontology annotation, molecular function: clathrin binding. The coding region runs from base 174 to 3302 and encodes 1042 amino acids.
AUAGUAAAGUCAAUACUGUCAAUUAAAAUGAACAGCUGUCCACUUUUUGAAAAUAUCUAAUUUAUUAUGUGGCGUAAUAAGGUUUAGUAUUUAAUGUUUAUACCAUUGCGCAUCUCCAAAUGUAUGUAACAUUUUCGUAUAUAUAAAUUAGUGGUGCAGUGGUCUGGGCAAGUAUGUCGCUACCUCCUCUUGUUUGCAACACUCCUCCACCACCCGAUCAGUGUGAAGAUGACAAAGACCCUGAAGAUUUUGAUUUAAAUUACAAUUUAUCACAGGAUGAUGACGAAGAUAGUAAUAGUUAUGAUUAUCAAACAUACUCAAAUUAUAACAUAUAUGAAACAGCUAAGCCAGUAAAUAUCCAAGACAGUGCCUGGUCUAUGAACAUUGCUAAUAAUUUGAACAGUGUCUUAACAGAUCAGGUUUCGUCAGUUGAUGAUAACAAUAAGACUGAUCACACAACACCUAUCAUAAAUGAAUUAAGUGAGAAACUAACAUUGGAAGAUAUUGCAGUUGAAGAUUUGAAUUUAGAAAUAAAUCAAGAACAAUUAAAUUUACAAGUCAUUAGCAGUGAAAAAAGUGACAUUGAUGGCAAUGAUUAUAAUUAUUCAUCGGAAGAAAAAGUGACAGAUGAAAAAACAAUUAGUAACUGUGAUGUAGUUGAAACAGAUAAUGUAAUAACACAGAGUGAUACUGUUUGUACAACAGAAACAUCAGAAAACUCUUUACCUGAUGAUGUUGAACAUUUGGAAACAAUUUCUAAAACAUAUGAACUACCCGAUGAUGAAUUUAAUGACUUCCAUUCAAAUUUAGAUGCAAAGAAUAAUGAAACAGAGUUUCAAAAGGAAUUAGAAAGUGAACUCAAUGUUCAAAAUGAAAUUGAUAAUUUAGAAGAGAAAGUACAGGAUGAUGAUUUUGGAGAUUUUGAUGAAUUUAAAUAUGCUAAUAAUGACAAUGUUUCAACUGUUGUUGAAAAUUUUGAUAAUCCAUGGACAAAUGAAGCUCCAACUGAUGAUUUUGGUGACUUCAAAGCAAAUUUUGAGGAUGAUAAUGUUUUACAAGAAGAUACUGGUACUUCUGAUGUUGCCAAUGUUGACAAAGAUAUUUGUGUAACCAAUGAGAUUAGCGAUGAUGGUGAUGAUUUUGGAGAUUUUGAUGAUUUUAAAUCCUGUACCAAAUCAGCUGUGAAAGAUGAAUUAGAUGACCAAUUAAAUCAACAUAUUCCUGUAAUUGAUUUUCAUUCGUCAGAAAAUGAAAAUCAAGUUUUAGAAAGUAUUAAUAGUAUUUUUUCCACAAUAUUUGAAGAAGAAAUAUUAGAACCUGAAUCCGAGUUUAUUGGAAGAUUAGAAUCAGUACUUAAUGAGACAUGGGGCCAUUUAGUUGAUACGGAUGUAAGACAACCAUACAUGGUUAAUUGGAAUAAUUCAUUAGGACAGAAAAGUCUGUUAAAAGCUCUUUGUAUAGACUCAAGAAAUAUUUUAUUUGGACCUAAAUGGAAUUACAAUAUGCCUAAAUAUGCAGUAAAUCUUAGUACGGCGCCCCUGCAGCCACAAAAGCAAUCAUCAACUUUAUCUAACAUGGAAAGUCAAAAUUCAGAUAAGUCUUUGAAUAAGGAAAAUGAUACAUGGGUUGAUCCUUUCUCCUCAAAUGGACAAGAAUUCACAUAUGCCGAGACCCUCCUACUUGACCUUGAACACCUAAUGGCUACUUUAGAUCAAAUGGCUCACAAACAUUCCACACUCAAAAUUUCAGAAUUACUCUCACAUGCCUGUAACAACACUGAGAACGAUGUCGCAGCUACAGAAACAAAUACAACUGAUUUGGAAGUUUUCGAAAAAGUCAUGACUGUGAAAUUGGAUAAAGUUUAUCCGACUUCAUUAAAUGUCCAACCGUUGCGUCAAAUCAGUUUACCAGAUACCCAUAUAUUUACGCCAUCGGAUUCAGAAACACCGAGGUCGAAAACGAUACAUUACGACACUAUUGCACCAGUAUUAUUAAGUCAAACUGUCACCGAAGUGUCUACUCCGUCGACUGCAAUCCCAUCUGAAGUCCCUAAACUGGAAGGUGACGAUUAUUGGGAAUUCCAAGAUUUUAAAAGUACAACAGAAAACAUUCAACCAUCGAAAGACCUUAGUAAAACAGAUAAGGAAUCGGAUAAAAGUAAUGUAGGAUCCAACAAUUUAAUACAGAGUGGUUCCUCAUAUCAACCGCAAUUACUACAGCCUAUAAAACUUGAGCCAAUGGUACCCGCAUUAAAUUGGCCAGAUCCAGGUGAAGUUAAGGAAACAUUUGAUGAUUUCACAGAUUUUGUUUCAAGUGCACCAUGGGAAAGUGACAAAAAUACACCAAUAAUACAAGAAGACAAAUCUGAAGAUAAAGCAACAGUUUCAAAUAAACAAAAUGAUACAACAUUUAUAGAAACAAAUUCCAAUAUAGAGGGUAACGAUGAUGACUUUGAAACAUUUCAAUCCGCACCAACAGUAACUCAAAGUAUUCAUUCAAAACCUUUCGAAGAUACUAGUAGCGAAAUAACAUAUCAAGCUUCAUCUAGCAAAUCAACAAAUUUUGAUAACGCUUUUUCUGAUUUCGGUAAAAUUAAUAAAAAUGAAAUAACAAAGCAACAUGGCGUGUUUGCUAAAAAUGUCCCACAUUCUUCGACUGAAAAUUAUAGCAACAGCAUGUCAAGUGUUCGAGAUGGCUUUGCCAGUAAUUCUCCAAUACAUUCCGUAGAGACGCCGAAUAUGUUACAACCAGUACAGGCCAGCACGAGCAGUGCGUCACGCCAUAACAAUACGGCUCAGAUUUUACAACCUCUAUCCUUGGAGAGUUACUCACAAAUAAAUUGGCCUAAUCCAGGAAUAGAUUUGCAGGAUCUAUCGCGAUUUAAUCCAGUCGAAACUGUCCCAUCUUUGAAAAGUGAUAUAAGUUCUAACAGUCAGAGCAAAGUAAACUCUCCAGCUCAUACUGAUAAGAAUUCAAGUCGUAAUGAAGUUUUAGAUGACGACAUUUGGGGAGAAUUUGUAUCCAGUAAACCUAAGCAACAAACGUCUGUUAAGAAACCACCAAUCUUUGGCGACGAAGAGGAAUGGACAGACUUUGUCUCUAGUACUAGUAUCAAACCUCAAAACGGCUUAAAUACGAUAAGUUUAAACGUUCACACGAAUUUGAGCUUACAGAAAUCAUCAAACUUGAAUAAAUUAAAUGUAAAGAAUAAUCAGAUAUCUCUAGACAUUCCAACAUUAAAUUACAUAACACCUAAAUCGAGUCGAAAGACAUACAAUGAUAAACAUUUCCAAAAUUUAUAACGCCAACAAAUUAAACAUUUCAACUUUAAAUAUGUACUUAAUUAGAUAUGUAAUAAGUAUUAUGUAAAUAGGGUGAUGGGAUUUUUAGAUCAUAAUAUUUAUAUUGUUAUAUAAAAUGAAUCCGAGGUAUAAAAUGUAUCAAUAUUUCUAAAACGUAGGUGAUAUCGUGUAAGGUAAAUAAGUCUAAUAGGAUUCAAGAUGCGAAUAAAAUAAAAGACCAUAUAAGUAUUGGGUGCGUUUUUGAAUCUAUGUACUUUUUAUCAGUUUCAUAUCAUUGUAAUAGCCUUUCAUUGUUCAAGAUCAUUAUUUUGUUAGAUUAUGUAAAAAAGUUUUCAAUAACAUAGCCAAAAUUGUUGUAUAAAAUGAUCAUCCAUUUUCAAUGCAUAAAGCAAUAUAGUCAUUUAAAUCUGAGUUGUCUUAAAAUUUAAUAAUUUUCACUGUAUAGUGAGAAAACGCAUUGUCUAUUAAAUAUGAGGAAUUAUUGUAAUAAAAUUAUUUGAGGUCUAUUGACAGUGCCCUAUUGAUAAUAAUUAUUAAAAACAUUUGGUAAAUUACGUAUUGUUUGUAUAUAGAGGUGAUUACGAUAUUGUAAAAAAUUGUAAAAAUAUGUAGCAUAAAAUAUCAUCACAAUUUUAAAAUGUACUGUUCAAUAAAAAAAAAUCACCCGUUACCAUGUCUAAUCCUCAUGUAUGAAUGAAUUGUAAGUAAAAUUAUUUAUUAAUUUGUAAAAAUUACACAUAUCUCCACUUUUUCACCAAAAACAAUAAAAUAGAUUUUGGUUUUUUCAAGUAUUUCGAUUUCGUCCAAGUGUAGUUUGUAUUAAAAGUUAUGAAACUUAUUUUCAAAGUAUUAAAUUGAUUCAUUGCAUUUAUUUAAAACCCUUGUUGGGUUUAUUAUAAAUCGAUCAAUAAAUCAUAGAUACAAUGUUUUUUUUAAUUUAAUUUAGUAUUGUUUUUCAAAACAGGAAGAACAUCUUCAGAUCUCUGAAAUUUAUUGAACUGAAGUUCAAAUCAACAAAGGCAAGAACUUUAUGUAUAAAUUGCUUGUGCCUUAUAAUUUAUGUAUUAUAAUAGAUUGCAAUAGUGUUUAGUUUAUUGCACAUUCAGAAAACCUUUAUUUUGUCUGUAAAAGGAAUAAACAUGUUGCAUAAUG